Molecule: messenger RNA, 1992 nt
Organism: Oncorhynchus keta (chum salmon)
Lineage: Eukaryota; Metazoa; Chordata; Actinopteri; Salmoniformes; Salmonidae
Product: zinc finger protein 853
Exons: 2
Coding region: 623-1978 (451 amino acids)
Cellular component (GO): nucleus
Source: RefSeq, a predicted model, not a curated record
GGACGUUGAUCACGCAGGGCCACCGUACAGCAGAAGGAUGACGUGCGAUUGAAAACAAUCGAAUUUCCGGAAUCCAUCGUCGAUUAGCAUGUUUUUUUUCGUUUUCUUCAAUUUAAACAAAAAUCUGGAGACAACUACCCCAUGUUCAUGAAGUGCUGUCAGCCUUUUGGUAAUAACGUUUUUAAUCAAUAGUACUGUAUUUUGCAAAAUAUUCCAUUAUUGACUUGUAACAAGGCUUGUACCAGUAUCAUGUUAGCUAGCUAUUUUUUUUAGCAAGCCUGAUACGACCCCAUUUUUGUCUGAUACCUUGUCUGUUACCUAGUCGAAUUUUGAGAUGUGACCGUUUUAUUGAACCCAUGUUGCACUCUUCUGCGCUGGACGGUCUUCGCCACUUGGUUGUUAGCGAGCUGGAGGAGCUGUCACUCUUAUUGGUCAGAGAAACCGAUACGCGAUGUGUCAGUGAUAGACAUGGCAUAUUUCUACCCACUUAUUCUGAAUAACAGGGCUUUCUGAAGAGAUUCACUUUAGGAUCACACACACAGUCCUGACUUGCUCCCACAUGCACAGAUGUUUGGUGCAGAUCCCACUGUGAAUUGAUCUGUGAAAAAGACACACAAGCAGUAUGUCGGAGAACCUCGUCCUCACCUUCCAGACCCAGCUCUCGGGAGUCAUGGAGACGGUCCUAAAGUCAGCCAUGUAUGAGAUCACCAGACUGGUGGAGGAUGGCUUCCUGGAGGAGGUAAGACGUGGUCAACAGGAAGUGACACGGAGCCACCAGGAAGUGGAGUCUCUGCGGAUCUUGCUGCAGCGGGCAGAGAGUCAGCUGAAGGAUGUCAGUCAGAGGGCCAGGUGUGGAGACUGUGGCAGGACAGAUGUCUACAACGAGGAAACAGACGACAGACCUCCAGGAGUACAGGACAGUGUGCUUCUGCUGAGCGGGUGUGACCUGAAGCUGGAGGAGGAGCCAGAGGUCAGGUGGAGAAGCUGUGGACAGGAAACAGUGGAGUCAUCACAGGUAGCAGCUAAACCAACUCCUCCAGCUCCCAGUCCUUCGCUGGUAGGCAGUGUUAAGGAGGAGGAAGGGGAGGAGGACAUGGAGCCGUGGAGAAUCAAGGUGGCCAUACAGCCGUCUGCAGCUUACACCUACACAGAGGAGCAGCGGGACUCAGACACACUCGUUCAGAGUACAGGGGACUCUAUUGGGUUUCCCUCUGCAGACCCAGAGGUCCAACAGGUCACCCAGACACCCAGACUAGCAGGGCCAUCUCAGAACCAGAGCAGAGGACCCAGCAAUGACGGUGACAGAACGAGGAGUAGAGCCUCACCGGUGUGGAUAGGCCAUAGAAUAUUAGACACGGAUACUGACGUUAACAGACAAGCUCAGUCGAACCUACGACUGGUAAGAGAGCCUCUGUCGUCCUCUGAAUCGGCAGAGGCGAAGCAGCUAGCUAGAGAUUUCGCUCCCCCAACCAAUCCCAGCACAGCGGGGGCCUCUGUCUCCUCCUCAUCGGGCUGUCAUGUCUUCAGCUCUCUAAACUACAGGAUUCCUUCCAAAUAUAAGCCCAGCGCUCAAACCCUGCCGCGCAUGAGAGUAUACAGGGAUGCUGCCAAGCGGGGCGGCUACCCAAUGUACAACAGGGGGACCGCCCAGGGAGGGCUCACCUCCUCCCAAACACCAACCCAACAAGGGAACCACCAGCAUCACCACCCUGGGAGGCUGGCCCUCCGCUGCCCAGUGUGUGGUAAGGUCUUCCCCCAUCCCAGUAGCCUUAAGGCCCACCAGCAGACCCACACGGGGGAGAGGCCGUUCAUCUGCGCCCUGUGUGGCCGGAGCUUCACUAAGUUAAGCAACCUGAAGGCCCACCGGCGCGUUCACACUGGGGAGAGACCCUACAGCUGCUCGGACUGCGGCAAACGCUUCACACAGAAGUGCAACCUUAAGAGGCACCAGAGGAUUCACAUGGAGAAUGAUAUAUGAUGUGGGCGGGGUGG